AUGUCCAUCGGGAAUGAGAGGGCUUCUGGAUCUGCGAAUACCAUGGAUGGUGUGGGUCGAGAUGAUGGACUCGGACAGCCUUUCACCCUGCUCAUUCCAUUCUACUCCGUGAGUCCCGAUGUGGAGCUCUUCAUCCGUUCUUCCGGGGCCGAUCUUGGCGUUGAAAUCACCGACGAUGACCUCGAAGAAAGUCGUCAAGCCUUCGUACGAAUCAAUCUUCAUGGCCAAGUGCGUAUUGACGAGGACACCUAUCAUGGCAAGAUCAGACGAUAUUGGAAAUUAUCGCCCAAUCUACUUGCUGUUUGUGAAGUAUAA
Molecule: messenger RNA, 315 nt
Organism: Haemonchus placei
Lineage: Eukaryota; Metazoa; Nematoda; Chromadorea; Rhabditida; Trichostrongylidae
Source: the annotation of a GenBank genome assembly